AUGGCACUUGAUCUCAGCCGCAUCGGUCGGAAGCACUAUGUUUCCCAGGCAGGAUUGGCCUCCAUUCUUGAAGCUGUCAGAGAGUCUGGCUUGCCUAGAGGGAUAUCGAAAAGCGCCGUCAAGAGAUCCAGGCAGUCGGCCAUGCAGGUUGAGACUCCCUUCGGCUCCCUGUUGAAACAGUGGAGCCUCGUUGACACAAAGGGUCGAGAGGUGAAGGUGGAGUAUCUGCACCCCAUGGCAUGUUUGUGGCAUGCCCUGCACACGUGUGCAAAGUUCCGGGCACUCUUCGAGAACAUCCUGGCAACAUCGCCAUGCGACAUGAGCCGGAGAUGGAGACUGGUCAUCUACUCUGAUGAGGUGUCACCGGGAAACCAGCUUAAGGUGACCAAUGCCAGAAAGGUUCAUGCCUUUUACUGGGCAUUCCAGGAGUUUGGGCGGGCUCUGAUGGCAGAAGACGGCUGGUUUACUCUGACCUGUGUCAGAACACAGACGGUGAACCAGCUGCAGGACAAGCUGUCGCAGCUGACGAAGCACUGCAUCAUGUCCUUCUUCGAGCCCGGCACGAAUCUGCUGCAUGGGGUAAGCCUUGGGUUCCCUGGAAAUCCUGGCUUUGUUUUGGUCGCCACAGCAGACACCUUGCUGGCGGACGAGAGUGCACUGAGGCAGAUGCUGGAGUUUAAAGGAGCCUCUGGGAAGAUCCUUUGCUUCCUUUGCAGGAACUGCAUCAACGAGCGGUAUGCAACACAGCCUCUCAACCCUCAGCUGGUAGUACACAGCUGCACCGACGAAUCCCGAUUUCUUCUCCAUUCCAGGGAAUCCUUGAGGAAGACCGUCGAACACUUGGGUUCGCAGCAUGCCAUUUUGAACAAGGACGAAUUCGGCAAACUGCAAAUGGGUUUGGGCAUCAACUAUUCGCCACAAGGCGUUUUGUUCAGCGAGAACGUGAUGAACCUGUUCGACCCCAUUCGUGCCUUGAUGUUUGACUGGAUGCACGUGUUUCUAGUGGCAGGGCUUCUGCACGUGGAAAUCAAUGCAGUGCUGGAGGUCCUCAUUCGGGCUGGGAUCCCGCAGGAUGGGCUACAUCGUUUCUUCCAGGAGUGCACGUGGCCAUCUUGGAUACGAUCCAAAGCUUCGGGUGUGAAGAACUUUUUCGAGAAGAAGCGAACGGCUGAGCACGAUCUGAAAUCAUCAGCUUCAGAAGCCUUGGGAGCCUAUCCUGUGAUGAGGCUCUGGCUGCAGGAAGUGAGAAGGAAACCAGGUCUUGGAAUUGAGGUUCGUCAGGCAAUCAACUCCUUCAUGCUCCUAUGCCAAGUCUUAGACCUCUUACAACAGACCCUCCUCGGGAAUGUCGACCCUGCCGAGCUCGGAACGGCGAUCAAAUCCCAUUUGGACUGCUUCAAGGCAGUGUACCCAGACAAGGCCCUGCUGCCUAAGGCACACAUGGCUUUACACCUCAGCAAACAGCUUCAAACAAAGCGAUGUUUAAUCAGUUGUUUUGUGCACGAGAGGAGACACAAAGAGUUGAAAAGGUAUGCAAACCAACAGGCCAAUGCUCAGGCAGGAAGCGAAAAACACCUGCUUCAGGAGGUGUUCCUCACACACCUCCAAGCGCUUGAGGAGGAAGACCUCGUUCCCCGUCCCGGCUUGCACACACCCAAACCCGCCAACUCGGAGUUCAAGGCGCUCUUCGGUUCUCACUUCGGUAUUCCCGAAGCACUCCUCGCUGGAUUGGAAACUUCUUCCUCUGCAAGUGUUCCCAGAUGGAGGCUAUUGAAGUCUGGGGAUGUCGUGGUUGUGCGGGAGCCAUCAGGGGUUGGUGAAAUCAUGUGCCAUUGCCAAUGGGCAGAGCACAUGCUCACUUGCAUCGCAUUCUUCGAGGGCAAGGGGGAUAAUGUAUUCACCGUGCAAAAGCAGAACCUUACUUUCGUAACCACUCUCGAAAUCCUAGGGCCGUGUAUCGUUAAGAGUGACGGUGUACUGGCCACCGUGAUCCCGCAAGCUUGGGCAGUGUAA
Molecule: messenger RNA, 2013 nt
Organism: Symbiodinium sp. CCMP2592
Lineage: Eukaryota; Dinophyceae; Suessiales; Symbiodiniaceae
Source: the annotation of a GenBank genome assembly